This is a messenger RNA of Leucoraja erinaceus (little skate), 1549 nucleotides long. It is a transcript of the gene ebag9, whose product is annotated as estrogen receptor binding site associated antigen 9. Gene Ontology annotation, cellular component: secretory granule. The record is from RefSeq and is a predicted model, not a curated record. Lineage: Eukaryota; Metazoa; Chordata; Chondrichthyes; Rajiformes; Rajidae. The coding region runs from base 253 to 897 and encodes 214 amino acids. The transcript has 6 exons.
GGCAGGGCAGGGCAGGGCAGGCCGGGUUGAGGGUUGAGGGUGAGACGGGCCGGCGGGCGGGCCUGGAUAUCAACGCCUGCCUCCCUGGCUGCUGACAGCGGGCUGUGUCCGCCCCGACUCCUGCCUCCCUGGCUGCUGACAGCGGGCUGUGGCCGCCCCGACUCCUGCCUCCCUGGCUGCUGACAGCGGGCUGUGUCCGCCCCGACUUGCCUUGGUGCAACCGCCCAGCUGUGGCCGCCUACUCCCGAUGCCAUGGCGAUCAGCCAGCUCCGGUCGCUGAGAGUGUGCACCUGCUUCGCCUGGCUGCUCUCCCUCUUCAGGCGGCUCAUCUGCAGGUCUGGAAGGGGUAGGAAAUUGAGUGGAGAUCAGAUAACCUUGCCGACAACGGUUGAUUAUUCAUCUGUUCCUAAACAGCCUGAGGUAGAAGAAUGGAGUUCAUGGGAUGAAGAUGGUCCAACCAGUAUUAAGAUUGAAGGCGGUAAUGGGAAUCCGACAACACAACAGAAUGGCACUGGAGAGCCUGAAGAACCUGAUUACUUUAAGGAUAUGACACCAAACAUACGAAAACCUCAAAAAAUUAUUAUUAAGAAGAAAGAACCUUUACAUUUUGGAAUGCCAGAUGGCACCUCGGGGUUUUCUACCAGACUGGCAGCUUCACAAGAUAUCCCAUUCAGCCAGCCAUCACCUGAACUAGGAGAUUUUGAAACUUGGCAAGAAAAUACUAAUGCCUGGGAAGCGGAGGGAGAUGCUACCUGGGAGGCAGAAGAAGUGCUGAGGCAGGGGAAGCUUGCUGAGAGAGAGAAGAAGUCAGCUGAACAGCAAAGGAAAAAGGUAGAAAAGGAUGCACAACGAUUACAGAGAAAGGAACAGAACAAAAUUGCUGUAAAACUUUCAUAACUGCAAAUGAAAAGUGGACUCAUCACUAUCAGGACAAGUGCAGUAUCUGUUGCCUCUUGUGGUAACUAUGACCAGUAUACAGGAGAAUAAUUUUUGUAAGUAAUUGCUACUGCUGUGCAUUGAUCUGUGCACUAUCAGUUUAGCCUGUCACCACCUGAUGCUUGGAAAUCUUCCUGGAUUACUGGAAAUCAUUGGGAUAGAUCGAGGAUUUUUCCAUGUAUAUACACGUUAUCAGCUGUCCAAUCAGUGCAUUGUUGGGAUGCAGUAUUCGACUGCAUCAACCUCUGAAAUCCGGGUAGAUUAUUUACUGUAGCCCUUCAGGUUGAAUAUAGGAAUAUUUGUAAUUGUAUGGCAUAAUUUAUGUGUGUAAAAUAUCUUUCAUUUGAAAUUAUAUUUAAGCAUAAAAUGUGUUGGUCCUUUCCUUUGCCUGUUUGGAUUUACUUGUCAUCAAUCAGUUAUGCUAUUGCUGGAUACUGAGAUAUUACCAAUGAAGUCAAGAAAUUGUCAAUACAUCAGAUUGUGUUGUAUAUAUUUUUAAAAUAGAUUUCGGAGACAGAUGGGUGUGGGAGAAAAAACUACAUUUUUAUGUAUCUUGAUAAAAUAUCUUCAAGGUUGAUCACUAGUAACUAAAUAAAACCAUUACUGAAGCUCA